Messenger RNA from Capsaspora owczarzaki ATCC 30864, 1444 nucleotides. RefSeq lists its product as hypothetical. Lineage: Eukaryota; Filasterea; Ministeriida; Capsasporidae. The record is from RefSeq and is a predicted model, not a curated record. The coding region runs from base 6 to 1334 and encodes 442 amino acids. The transcript has a single exon.
UCUUCAUGCAAGUCUUGCGUUGUCUGAGAAAUGGCGGAUUGUCAUCAUUCUCGCCUGCCGCCGCUGCCGCCUUACCCGCCGUCCGUCCGUCUGCGACGACACUGAUGAGAAUGCUGGCGACAACGACGCCGUCCACUCCCAGCAAUGACGAUGCCAGCCAGGACAGCCGGCAGCAGCGAGUGACGCCUGCGUUUCUUGGCCAUGCGAUCGCCAGUCCCAGCGCCGAGACGCGCGCGCUCGGGUGCCGGCUGCUGGCAGGCGCAGUGAGCCUCAUUGGACCAGAGCAGGUCAGCGCGGUGGUGGAUGGCCGGCUGGCCCUCGAGACGUGCGAGCGGACGCUGAACGCUCCGCUCGUGGAACUCCAGCGACUGAGCGCGGCAUCGCUCAAUGCUCAAUGCGAUGCCAUAGACACCUCAACGAACAAGGGAACAGCUCAGGCAACGCUGCUCAUGAGGCAUGCUACUCAAUGGGCUCAUGCGGCUGCGCGUAAUAACAAUCAUACUCACAGCCACGAUCUGAACCCGCGCGAGACGAUCAAGAAGGAAAUGAAGCACGUCGCUGUCAAGUUGAUCAAGGCAAUGCAGGCAUGGCAAAGACAGACGAAACUAAAGCCCAGCACGCAACGGCUCGCUCAAGAUAUGCUCUGGGCGGUAGGGCGGAACUGCUGGUUUGACGACCCGGAUUUUCGAGAUGUUGUGCGCGACUUGGCUGCGAUUGGGUUUUCGCCUCUUCCUGCUGCUUCGUCCUUGAAGGAAGACGUGGCAGCUCAACAGCGUCUGGCCACCGUUAGCUACUUGCUGCAGAAACUCCAUCCUGAGUGCAUCCCGAAUCUGCGUUGGUCGCAGUACACAAAUGCCCGCUCGUUGGGCACAAUCCAGUCGUCGAGCCUGCAUCUGGCUUACAUGCGUGCUGCCCAGCAGCUGCGGUAUCCGUUUGUCAGCGAAUACUCUGUUGGCCCAUUCAUGGUCGAUAUGGCGUUGACCUCGCGACAGUGCGCCCUGGAAAUCCAAUCCGAUACCCAGGCCCAUGUUUGGGAGCGACCCACUUUGCUUCGGACAACGCCAGCGCCAACGACGUUCUUUGCCUUCUCCUCGCUCGAUGAGUGGACGGCGCGGCCGCCGACCGUGCAGCAAAUGUCGCAAGCAUUUACUCUGCGCACCGUGCGCUCGCGCCAGCCCGGCGACAUUUUCAAGCAGUACUGCCUCGAAAAGGCUGGCUGGCGUGUGUGGUAUCUACCUCGGCGAACCGACCGUGUGUCUCGUUCCGAGCAAGUUCGCGCCGACAUCGCCGAAGUCUACCACGAAAUGGUUCCAAGCAGCAGCGGACCGCGGUAGCUGUUGAACGGUUGAUUCCAUUGCAAGGCCCAUUGAAUGUACUGCAAUCUAUCCCAAUGUACAUGUAUUGAUUUUUUGCUACUGCAAUUGCCAAGUAUAGCCAGCCCCAG